Phodopus roborovskii (desert hamster) is the source of this 2235-nucleotide messenger RNA. RefSeq names its product methyltransferase like 25 (gene Mettl25). Bases 28 to 1524 code for a protein of 498 amino acids. The transcript is spliced from 10 exons. NCBI's taxonomy places the organism in Eukaryota, Metazoa, Chordata, Mammalia, Rodentia, Cricetidae. The record is from RefSeq and is a predicted model, not a curated record.
CACCUGCAGCCCUGGAGGGCGAGCGCCAUGGCGGCGCUUUGCUCUCUCCCCGGCAGCCCGGACCUGUCCGCGCUGCGGGCCACGUUACAGGACCUGCUGGGCUUCCUGAGGGCAGCCCUGCCCAUCUGCAGCGCGCACACGGUGGACUUCUACACCGAGUCGCUGUGGCGGGAGCUGGUGGACUUGUCGCCGGACGGCGUGCUGGCGGCGCUCGGGGCGCCGGCGGGGGCCGAGCCGCGGGAGGCGGGGCCGGGACCAGGUCUUAUUGAUCUCCCCAGAGUAUUUUGUGAAAGGUCUCAGAAGCUGUUGAGCACGGAAGCCUUCGCUCUAGCCGCCAGACACUACUCUGUGCAAAGCUUGGGUCUGUGUACUCCUUUUGAGCAGUUGCUUACAGCCCUUGGAGUAAAUAAAGAACAGAGGACUGAUACGUGUGAAAAUGUGAAGGCAAUUGAGUUUAUGAAUACAAAAAAAUCUCAUGAGGUUCAAGCAAUGUCAGAGCUAAUCUGCAGUAUCGCUGAUUACUGUGGUUUAAAGCAGAUAAUUGACGUGGGUUCUGGUAAAGGCUACCUAAGCUCCUUCUUGUCCUUAAAGUAUGGUUUAAAUGUCUACGGCAUCGAUUCCUCAAAUACCAAUACUCAUGGAGCUAAGGAGAGAAACAGGAAGUUGAGGAGACACUGUAAGCUGAAUCAUCGUCAGACAAGAGUAGAUGCCAGUGGAGCGGCAUUAAAAAUGCCGAAAGCAGUGGAAACUCAGAAGGAAGCAGAGUGUAAGGGAGGUGUUGAGAGCGCACCCAAGAGCAGCCUGGGGAGUCAAAACAUGGCUGCCGAUGUCUUGCCAGAGGUUUCAGAAUCAGCCGUUUCAGUCAUUGGGAAACAGCAAGAUCUACAUGCUCAGCCACGAGAAGAAGACAAGUUCUGUUUGGAAAAUGCCUUUUCUCUCAUGGACCUUUUGCCUGUUGAUGCCAUCGAACCUACCUCACCCCAGGUGCACAACACAGAAAUGUCUGAAGUGGGGAAACAGAGAAGAGAUAUGAAAUCCAAGCCAAAUGAUUCAAGUGUAUAUUCACCACUGACCUCUUUUAUCACUGCUGACUCAGAAUUACACGACAUUAUUACAGACCUGGAGGACUGUCUAAUGGUGGGGCUGCACACUUGUGGCGACCUUGCAUCAAACACUCUGCGGAUCUUUGCAUCCAAGUCUGAAGUCAAGGGAGUUUGCAGUGUGGGCUGUUGCUACCAUCUCUUAUCUGAGGAAUUUGAAAACCAGCCUAAAGAAUAUGCCCAAGAAAACUGGGGAUUUCCAAUGUGCCGCUAUCUGAAAGAGGAGAGAUGGUGUUGUGGCCGUAAUGCAAGGAUGUCAGCGUGCUUGGCAUUGGAACGGGUUGCAGUUGGCCAAGGGCUGCCCACUGAAUCGCUCUUCUAUCGUGCUGUUCUUCAGAAUAUCAUUAAAGAUUAUUAUGGCAUCACCAAAUGGUCUCUGAAGAAAUUAUCAUGGACUACUAUGAGAAAUAUAAGCCUAGAAUGAAUGAACUGGAGGCAUUUAAUAUGUUGAAAGUUGUCCUGGCUCCUUGCAUAGAAACCCUGAUUCUUCUUGAUCGACUUUGUUACCUGAAGGAACAGGUAUCAUGUUAUUUUUCAGAGCCUAACAAAUAUCUUUAUUAGGUGGAAAAAAAAAAAUAAGUAAAAUCAUAUAGCUGGGAUAAAGGUAUUUCACACAAAUUAGUAAGAUAAUGUCUCUCAUACCCUAUUACUUUUAAUAUUCACUCUAUUUCCUGCUUAAUAUGUAAACAUAUGUACAGCAGAUGUCUUCAAAACUUGCUGUAAUAAACUUGAUUUUUUAAAAUUAUGUGAUAGUUAAUAUUCAUAGACAGUGAAUACAAGUAAUCAUAUGUGAUCUUAGAGCCAAAAUUAAUCAUGGCCAGGCAUAGAAGAUCCUAUGUACACAUUUCACUUUGUAAGGCUUGGUCUUUUAAUGUGCUUUGGAUAUAUAUGUUCUAUGAUGUGCAAAUAUCUUUCUAAUCAGUGAGGAGUAUUUCUUCUCUCCCACAAUCUUUAUCAUGUUGUCUGUGUUAUAUGGUCUACUGAGCUGUGGUCAAUAAAUUGUUUUGAACUGUGUAAUCCCUUUCAUAGAAUCAACUUAUUGUCCACUAUAAAUCCUUUAUUUUAACAACUUUAUUUGGAUACUUACUGAUUUUUCUUUUCAAAAGACUUCUUUAAAUAAAUGGAUUUUAUUAAA